CACGCCUUCCUGCUGGAGAAAUACAUUAUUUCUCGCAAGGUUCAAUCUAUCCGAUUUGUGAUCUAGGCUAGGUAACUAUCAGGUAGCCAACAUGCUGUUUAUGCACCUGUGUAAGCUUGUAUUUAAGAUAUUAACACUGCCGCUGCAGAUCGCGGAGCUGGUGGGUCUCUACUCACUGUACAAGCGCGUAUUUCCGUUUCUUGUUUACAAAAUUACUUUUACAUACAACAGCAAAAUGAAUGAACACAAACGGGAACUCUUUCGGUCUUUAGAUAAAUUUCGUCCGUCGAAUGGAGCUCUGCGGAUUCUGGAGGUUGGCUGUGGCAGUGGGGCUAACUUUGAGCACUAUCCAACUGGCUGCAAGGUGAUCUGCACAGACCCUAACCCGCACUUUCAGGAUUAUCUACAGAAGAACAUGGCGAAAAACGACCACCUGGUGUAUGACAAGUUUGUGGUUGCGUCCGGGGAGGACCUGCGUGCAGUACCUGAUGAUUCUGUUGAUGUGGUGGUGGGCACUCUCGUGCUCUGCUCUGUCCACGACAUUCGGCUCGUGUUGAAAGAGGCGCAACGUGUGCUUCGAUCCGGUGGUGCCUUUUUCUUCCUGGAGCACGUGGCCUCGGACCCAUCCACCUGGACGUUCUUCUUCCAGAAUGUUCUGCAACCCAUAUGGUACUACUUUGGGGACGGCUGCGAGACCACUCGCACAACGUGGGAACACAUUGAGAAGGCGGGAUUCAGCCAGCUGAACCUGCGACAUAUCCAGGCCCCCGUGACCUUCAUUAUCAAACCGCACAUUGUGGGCUACGCUAUUAAAUAACUCUGUCAAUCCACUAGUACACGCUUUCGCUCACAACCACCGCGCAAUCACAGUGUAACUCUGCUAGAUUGAAUAAAGUUCAAAACUAUGCUUCAGGUUUGUCAUACAAGCUAAUAACGGUCAUUGCAAAGCUGGUUCAGUAUUCCCAAGCUCCUUUCUUCCAGCAUCUCUCCUGGUCUUUUUUUACUGUGGUAGAAACCCCCCUGUCUCUCCCUGUUGCUCUGUAAUUGGUCUAAUUUUGUGAAUAAUGAGAGGGAAAUAAUUGCCAUGUUUGCUAUGUGAGGGUGACUCCUUUAGAGCACUGUAUGGAUUGACCGUUUGACAUUGUUAAGUGUGACAACACCUUUUUGAGGUGAUAACCAAUAAAGUGCUUGUUUUUUUCAGUG
Clupea harengus (Atlantic herring) is the source of this 1203-nucleotide messenger RNA. It is a transcript of the gene tmt1a.1, whose product is annotated as thiol methyltransferase 1A, tandem duplicate 1. Lineage: Eukaryota; Metazoa; Chordata; Actinopteri; Clupeiformes; Clupeidae. Gene Ontology annotation, molecular function: S-adenosylmethionine-dependent methyltransferase activity. The record is from RefSeq and is a predicted model, not a curated record.